CUCCGGGUCUCCGCCCGGGUUAGGUAGGAGUGCGUGAGAGGCCAGGCGUGGGUGCGAAGAUGCCCCAGGACGGUGUCUCCGGCGGCGCGGCUGGGCACGGAAAGGAAGCCUUGGCGGCUGCCGCCGCCGCCGCUGCUGCCUCCGUUGCCGGAGUGGUCGGGCUCGGUGGCGGGGCGUUCCUGCCGAACCCCGCGUUGGUGGCCUCCGUCGCUGCGCCCGUCCCGGACCCGCUAAGGCGCUUUGUGUUAUUCUUGGAAAAUUUCGCACCACUUGUGAAUUCCUUGAACCUGGGCAUUGCAAACCCACUUCUGUUGGGCCCAUCUCCUUUGCAGUUUGCUCAGAUUAAGACACAGUUGGCUCUUCAACAGCUGCAUGCAGUUGCUUCACAUGGUUCAGCAUCACCUUAUUCUUUAUUAAAUCAGUCAUUCUUGAAAAUAGCCAUGUCAAGACCCAGGUUUAAUCCUCGAGGACACUUUCCAGGUCAAAGGCCACAAGCACCUAACCCUUCUGGGAUGAAGCCUCAUGGAGGAUAUAUGAGAACUGAAACAAUGGGUAUCCCAAGAUUACAACCCUCAGGAAGACCACAUGGAAUUGCACAAAGAUUUGGGGGCCAUGAGUCUUAUCAGAGCAUGGGUCCCCAUCGGACAAAUGUUCAGAUGAUGCAACACCGAACUGAUCCAAGAUUGGCCAAAGAAAAAAUGGAUUUUCAUGAAGCCCAACAAAAGAAGGGAAAACCUCAUGUUGGUCAGUGGGAUGAUAGUCCUCGUCCAUCUGGAACAUCAGGACUGAAACGUGGUUCUGCCACGCAUAUUACAGACCAGAGUCCAAAAGUCCACAGUCGAUACACAAAGGAAAGUGCAUCAAGUAUUUUAGCAAGUUUUGGAUUAUCCAAUGAAGACCUAGAGGAACUCAGUCGAUAUCCAGAUGAACAGCUAACCCCAGAAAAUAUGCCAUUGAUACUGAGGGAUAUAAGAAUGCGUAAAAUGGGGCGCUGGUUACCUAAUUUGCCUUCCCAGAGAAGUGGUAAAGAAACCCUUGGUGGUGAGACAGUUUCAAGUAAUGUGAUUGAUUAUGGACAUGCUAGUAAAUAUGGUUACACAGAAGAUCCAUUGGAAGUACGAAUUUAUGACCCUGAAGAACCGACAGAAGAAAAUAAGGCUGAAUUUCAGUCCCAACAGAAUAUUUCUGUGUCUGCUCCAAAUGUGAUAUGUAAUACAAUGUUUCCAGUUGAAGAUUUGAUCAGACAGAUGGGUUUCCAAAGUGAGUCCUCCAGUAAUCAAUCAUUUUUCCCAGUUGAUAGUGCAAACAAGAUGUCAAAUUUAAACAUGACAGGACAGUCAGUUCUUGAACCAGUGAACUCUGUGAGCCAAUCUAUUAGUCAAGCAAUGAGCCAGUCACUUAUUUCUUCAAUGAGCCAAUCUCUGAUACCACCUCCUAUGAGCCAGCAGUCUUUUUCAGCUGAAUUAAUUACACCUGUAAGUCAACAGGAAAGGAUUUCGCAUGAACCUGUGAUUAAUUCGUCUAACAUGCAUAUUGGGUCUGGAGGUGGGAAAAAAAAUUAUUCAUCAGAACCUGAUGCUCCUAUUCAGUCUCCGUUUGGAAUUGUGAAAGCAUCUUGGCUGCCAAAGUUUUCACAGACAGGUGCCCAGAAGAUGAAGAGACUUCCAACUCCUUCUAUGAUGAAUGAUUAUUAUGCUGCAUCUCCAAGAAUAUUUCCACAUAUGUGUUCUCUAUGUAACGUAGAGUGUAGUCAUUUGAAGAAUUGGAUUCAACAUCAGAAUACACCUGCCCACAUUGAGAGCUGUCGACAGUUACGUCAACAAUACCCUGAUUGGAAUCCUGAGAUCCUUUCUUCCAGGAGAGAUGAGGGCAAUCGAAAAGAAAAUCAGACUCCAAGGAGACGGACUCACUCUUCUAGUGUCAGUCCCCGACGAUCUAGGGGGCCAAGUUUCAGUCACAAGUUGCGGCGGUCUCGAUCUAGAAGCCCUGGACGUUAUAUGCCAAGUAGACCAAGAAGUCGAAGUCCAAGAUAUUCACAUCGAUUCAGUCCCAGACACCGGUCUCGGUCACCACAUCGAUCUCGAAAUCCUCUCAGAGGAAGUCCUAAACCCCCAAGAUCUGCUAGCUCUGAGUGGACAUCAAGGAGACGACCAAGGUCACCAGAUAAAAGAAGCUCAUUGGAAGCUGUGGUUCAGAGUUUGGGACACGGUUUCCCUGCAGAGUUCAGUAAGCAGAAACACUUUGAAGCAAGCGGGAAGGGAAGAUCCUCCACCCAAAAGAGUCUCAGCAGCAGUUCAAAACUACCCUGUAAGACUGUAGGUUCUACAAAGAGUGAGUCCUCAGCCAGUCACACUGCUCGCCAUAAAGCCAAGAAUCCUGAAGAUGCCAGCUCAUCCCAGGUGCUGGAGGAAAGCGUUACUCAAAGAAAGCCGUGGGAAGAUGAAUCCUUGCGUUGUGAUACAAUUAUUCAUGUAUCAGAGUUACCAACUGAUGGCUACACUGAGCAAGAUAUUAUAAAAAUAGUUCAACCAUUUGGAAAAGUUAGUGAUCUCUUGAUUGUUCCAUCUAGAAAUGAGGCCUACUUGGAAAUGAAAUUUAAGGAGGCUGUGGCUGCUGCUGUCAAGUACUGUGAAACCACACCAGUCCAGGUGAAAGGGAAGCGGGUAAAGAUCAGCACUGCGGGCAAGAAGAAGUUACCGAGCGCCAAUCAGAACAAAGAUGGAAAGAAAGUGGUUUCAGAAGCAAAAAAGCUGUCAACUUCAAAAAAAGAUGGGGAUGGUUCAAAGACCGAAUCUGUAAUGGCAGCUUCCACUGGGAAGUCAUCAGUUAAUAAAAAGUCUGUGAUUUCUGCAAGUGCUAAAAGUAAUAAAACUUCUAACAAAUCAGCAAAACCUAGUGGAAAGAAGACAAUAGAAAACAAAAAACCUAUAGAUUCCCAAAUAAAAGACUCUAAUAAGGCUGUGACAGUGCCAGAGAAACUUGCACCAGUUUUGACUGAAUCAGAUCAACCUACCAAGACUUUAGUUGACAAAGAAAAUUUUCAUGCAGAACACACUGAAACCAGAAACAUUUCAGAAACCAAGAGCAUUCCUGAAGCCACUGAGAACACUGCUAAAGAAAAUGCUUCAGAAGCUGUUUCGGGGAUCACCGAAAAUGAGGAUUCAGUUAAUAAGGAAACUGAAGAGAUGUGCAUUGUCCUCAUUUCAAAUUUGCCAAAUAAAGGAUAUUCUACAGAAGAAGUUUCUAAUCUGGCAAAACCAUUUGGUGGUUUGAAGGAUAUUUUGAUUUUAUCAUCUCAUAAGAAGGCAUACAUGGAAAUAAAUAGAAAGUCUGCAGACUCUAUGGUAAAGUUUUAUACAUGCUUCCCAAUGUCAAUGGAUGGAAAUCAGCUUUCAAUAAAUAUGGCUUCUGAAAAUGUCAAUCUAAAGGAUGAGGAGGCUAUAUUCACAACUUUGAUUAAAGAAUCUUCCCCUGAGGCCAAUCUAGAUACCAUUCACAAGCAGUUUGUGCAUCUUGGUAACUUACCAGAUGAUGGAUAUACUGAACAAGAAGUUGUUUGUGUUGGACUUCAGUUUGGAAAAGUGGAUCGCUAUGUGUUCAUAAAUAAUAGAAACAAGGUAAUUCUUCAGUUAGAUACUUGUGAAUCUGCUCAGAAAAUGCACGACUUCUUAAAACAAAAUCCUUUUAAGAUGGGUGAAAAUAUCUUGUCCUGUUCAUUGUCUCUGAAGAUAGAACCAUCCAAGGUUCAAACUGAGAGAGACCCAGAACCUGGAAAAGAGAGCCCUGACUUGAAAAACAAUCCAGUUGAUGAAAGUGAGGUGCAAACAGCAGCUGAUAGUUCCUCAGUUAAACCUAGUGAAAUCAAGGAAGAGGCCAUCCCAAAUCCUGUCCUCCAAAUGGAGCCUUCCACACUGCAGGAAGAGCCUUCCAAGGGAGAGCCUGAAAGAGGAGCAGUGUGUGACUCUGACUUGGCUCCUGGCAAAGUGGAGGUAGAAGUACAGGUGGAGGAGGCAGAGCUGAGGAAUACCGAUGGAAACUCUGCCCCAACUAUGGUCAAAGACAAUUCAGAGAAUUCUAUGAUUACUCUUCAGGAAAACAUGGCUGAUUUGGAGAAAGAGGAGAAGGUCAAAGUUAAGCCGGAACUAGAACUGGCUCUCUGCGCUGGGCCAUGUGCAGAAGAGGACAGUAAACAAAAGAUGGAAGAGUCUCUUCCAGAGACCGAAGAUGUCCAUGACGUGGAGAAAUCAGGAAAUGCCCUCUUGGGGUUUGUUGGUGAAGCAACAACAGACAUGGAAGUACUCGAAGCCUCUGCAGAAGUGCUGCUACCUGUUUCUCCUAUGGUGACAAUACAGGGAGCUUCUACUGGGAAUGAGAAGGCAGCAGUCAGCAAAGAGGAAAUUUGUGAUAAAAACACGAUGGAGGAAAAAGAGGACAAGGGGACUGAUUUCAAGGACACUAGAAUAGAGCUGAAAACUGCGCUGGAAAUAGGGCCAGAAAAGGAACCCGAAAAGAAUGGCGCUGAGGAUGCAUUGGGCAUGGAGAAGUCUGAAAGGAUUGUCGUGACAAGAGAGAAAACUGGAGACAGCACUGUGACUAAGGAACAUGUGAAUAAAGGAGUAGGCCAACCUAGCAAGCCUGACGAAACAAGUAAAACCAGUGUUCAGGUGGUAUCAAAUGCCUCUUCCAGCAAACUGAGCUCCAAGCUCAUGGCUUCCACCCCAAAUACACUCAAGACAAAAGUGACUGGUCAGAAAAGUGAGGUGAAAACAGAAGAUCAGAGGACAUGCUCAAAGCUUUUGCCCAAAAGCCAAGCAAGUGUGGAGAAGAAGCUCACCACCAAAGACAUGGGCUCCCUUAGACCUGCCAGUGCCAGGUCCACACUGGGUGAAAGCGGCAGCAAAUCUAAAACUUCCCCCAGCGGCAUAGCCAGAGGAAGCAGUGGGCGGACCUCAGUUCCACAAGACAAGGAUUACAGGGCUCUAGCAAAACAGUCUCAAGAAACAGAGACUAGACCUUCCACCAUGAAACGGGAUGACAGCGGCAAUAAGACUUCUGCUGGGCAGAACACUAAGAACCCUAAAGGCAGCUCUGGUAAGACUGCCAAACCUAGAGAGGAAGAAGAGCUUUUUCCAUUUAAUUUGGAUGAGUUUGUUACCGUGGAUGAAGUUAUAGAAGAGGUGGACCCUUCUCAAGCCAAGCAAAAUGCACCAAAGGGGAAAAAGAAAGAACCUCUCAAGAAUCUUCCAUCUUCUGAGAUUAACUUAAAAAGAAGGAAAGGGAAAAGUUCAGUAAGUUGUGUUGCUGAGAGUGAGUUAUCUUUUGUUACACUGGAUGAGAUUGGUGAAGAAGAAGAUGCUGCUGCUCACCUGACCAUUGAGUCUAGCUUGGAAACCAAAGCUCUGGUCACUGUGGAUGAAGUUAAUGAUGAAGAGGAGCUGAAUGUGGAGGAAAUGGUCCAAAAUGCAAAUUCCCUUCUUACUUUAGAUGAGAUAAUUGAGCAAGAGGAUUGCACUUCCCAUAGUGAGCCUAAAGAUGUUACUAUUUUGUCAGUGGAUGAAGAACGAGAUCUUUUGAAGAGGGAACCCCUAGUAACUGUGGAUGAAAUUGGAGAAGUGGAAGAGCUACCUCUCACUGAGUCAGCAGAUAUAAAUUUUGCUCCUAUAAAUCCCAAGGAAGAAGAAAAUGUUGUAAGGGAGUCCAUUGGCUUCAUUUCUUCUCAGGUGCCUGAAGACCCAACCACUUUAGUUACAGUAGAUGAGAUACAAGAUGAUAGCAGUGAUGUCCAUUUAGUGACUUUAGAUGAAGUGACAGAAGAAGAUGAAGAGUCUUUGGCAGACUUUAACAACCUUAAAGAGGAGCUUAAUUUUGUUACUGUUGAUGAGGUUGGAGAAGAGGAAGAAGGAGAAAAUGAAUUAAAAGUUGAGACAGCUAGAAAAGAUGUUUGCUCUGUGGCUAAAACAGGAGGCAUUAAGAAGAAACCUAUAACUGUCAAGCAGGAGAAGCCUAGAGCUUUGCAACAAGUGGGCCAGAUCAAUGAAGAGAUUAUAGAGAAAGACCCCAAAACUAUGACUGAACGACAUCUAGCAGAACAAAGCAUUUCCCAAGUUGCUUCAUCUCAAGAAAAGGGGAUGAAGCCAGAGAGCAAGCAAGAACACUCAGCCAAAACUCCAGCUAAGAGAAGUAGAACCAAGAAAGUACCAUCAUCAGAGACUUUUGAUACUUCAGAACCACCAAAACUUGAAGAGACCUCGAUGACUAUUGAAUCUGGAUCCGAAGAUGCAGAACCAGAGAAAAAGAGAAAGAAAGAUGAAGAAUCUUCACUAGAUUUAGAUUUUCUUAUACCGAAGGCUGGUUUCUUCUGUCCUAUUUGUUCCCUCUUCUACUCCGAUCAGAAAACAAUGGCAAAUCAUUGCAAGAGUGCACGUCAUAAGCAGAAUACAGAGAAAUUCAUGGCCAGACAAAAAGAGAAAGAGCGGAAAGAAGCUGAAGAGAAAAGCUCCAGGUGAUCAGGAGAAGAAUUCAUUCAGAAUUCAUUUAGGGUCCAGUUGAUUUUAUGUAUUUUGUUAUCACUUAAUUUGUAACUUUGUUUCAGAAGCAGAUAUUCAUGUUGUACAAAUUUCUGAUUGCACUUGAUGUAGAAAAGACUGUUGGGGGUGGGGGGAGGGGAAGUAUGAUGGGUUUGAUUUUUAUAUCAAAUCAUCUGGCCUGGAGAAACAUCUUUUACAUACAAGUGUUGAAAUAAAUGUUGCUACUGUAUAUUUAACAGCACCUACUUGUGUUUGUUGUUUAUUGCUAAGGAUCUUUCUGUGAUUGCUGUGUCUUAUAAAGAAUUUUCUUGACUGACAAUCUUGUGAGUCAUUGUGGUGACAUUUAGUGUCCUGUUUUCAGAAGAUGAUUGUACUUUAUUCAUUUCCUUGCACUGUGGUGUCAGAGAUUUCUUCAUGGGUUAGACUGAUUGGCCUUUUUGGAUAACAGUCACCUGAGAAUCUGUCAUAACUUGGUAUGUGACAUUGUCCCCUUUUAGCGGCUUCGCUCGCUUGUUUUUGUAAUAGCAUGGUGUUUAGUUUGAGUACAAAGUGACUGUUUAUUUUGUGCAUUAAACUUUAACUGUUAGGUUUUUAGUCAGAUCAGAAUUGUAGAGACCUACAUUUUAAGUAGUUCUCUCAAAAAGGGUAUUUAUUUUGUUAAAAUUUAUAAAUUUUUUUUUUGCAAGUCAAAAAGGUGACUCAAAUUUUUCUUGGCCUCUGGGAAUCUCUGUCAUAUAUUGCCAAGACCCAGCUGUGACCCCUAGACUAGCAAGUCAGUAUUUGUCAUCAGUUCAGGGUAAUGGGGUGGGAGGGGAAACAGCUUAUCACUAACCUACUUACAAUGUUGCUUUUGAUGGGUACCAAAGUGAUCAUACUCACUGGAAAUUGUACAGGUAUGAAUUUAUUAGAUAAAGGUAUAGUAAUGGCACAUUUAUCAAACAGGGAAUGUAACUAUUUCACAUUAAUGAAUUUCCCUGAUUUAAAUGUCCUUUUUUAUUUUUAAAAAAAAUGGUGAAGUAGUUAUUUGUAAAAUGUAUUUCACAUUCCCCUGACUCAUAGUGUAUUGAGUUCAGUCUAGCCUUUUCCUGAUGACUUAGGUUUUCAGGUUGAACAUGAAUUAUUCUGUUCUCAAAUACAAUGUUUUUACCUGUAUUGUAAAGCUGAUAAGAUCUGGGAAGUCAUUUUGUUGCAUUUUUACAUCCUACUUUGGCAUAUAAUUGUUUAUUUGAGUUGAGAGGCUACUUGCAGCAUGUCCAUUGGCUUAGCCAGAGUCAUCUCUCUAAUUUGAACAUAAGCUUUUAGAGGGAAGGCAGUGAUAAUAACUAUAUUUUAUUUUUGUCUCCCACUCUUUAUUGCUGUUCAAGUCACGGUAACUUUUGCCCCAGAAUUAGUAACCAAGAGAGAUUGUCACCUUAGUAAACAUUUAGUGAAUGUCUGUGCCCUCUCCUCAGUACCUUACAGAUGCUGUGAAAAGACAGAAAUGAAUUUAGACCACUUAUUUAUUAACAAGUAUGAGAUAGUACAGAUAGAAUAAAGAAAAAUGAUAGGUGAGAGCCAGGCUAAUUAGGGAACGCUGGGGAGGAAGGCACAGGCAACACACAUUUAUCAGGCACCUACCAUGUGCAGAGCACUAGUUAAUAUUAAGGGAAAUGGGCAGAGGAGGGGAGGCUAGUAGAGAGCAAGAUUUUAACUGGGAUUUGAAGGAAGCCAGUGGAGCCAGGAGAAUGGAGAUGAGGAUGAGAAUUUCAGGCAUAGGGGACAGCCGGUCUAAAUGCCUGGAGUCAAGAGAUAGGAAUGUGUUGAGCAAAGAACAGGACAAAGUCAGUGUUGCCAGAUGUAGGCAGACUAGAAAGGUAAGAGGAAUAGGUGUUUUGGGUUUAGUCUUAAAGGGAAGUAUGAUGGGCUUGGAAGAUAAAAGCAUGAGUGAAAACAUAAGAAGGGAGAUGAUCCUGUCUAGGUCAGCGGUACCUUGUUUUUUAUUGAUUUUUAAAAUUCUGAACUUAUUAACACACUUAGAAUGAGCAUUUCCAUAUAAGGAGAGCAGACAAUAAGGCUUGUACUUGAAAUGACAAAUUUAUUUCCGCUUGUUUUUCCUUUGAGUGCAUAAUAAAUUCAACCUGUUACUUUCAAA
Molecule: messenger RNA, 8658 nt
Organism: Monodelphis domestica (gray short-tailed opossum)
Lineage: Eukaryota; Metazoa; Chordata; Mammalia; Didelphimorphia; Didelphidae
Source: RefSeq, a predicted model, not a curated record